Messenger RNA from Plasmopara halstedii, 3147 nucleotides. RefSeq names its product udp-glucose-pyrophosphorylase phosphoglucomutase. Gene Ontology annotation, cellular component: cytosol. The transcript has a single exon. The record is from RefSeq and is a predicted model, not a curated record. Gene Ontology annotation, molecular function: magnesium ion binding; UTP:glucose-1-phosphate uridylyltransferase activity; phosphoglucomutase activity. Bases 1 to 3147 code for a protein of 1048 amino acids. NCBI's taxonomy places the organism in Eukaryota, Oomycota, Peronosporomycetes, Peronosporales, Peronosporaceae. Gene Ontology annotation, biological process: UDP-alpha-D-glucose metabolic process; carbohydrate metabolic process.
AUGCAGGCCGCUGGCCUUUCCACCGAGGCCAUCAAAGCCUUUGAGUACUCGUAUGAGGCCCUUGUGAGCGGCGAAACCGGAAUGAUACCUGAGGAUGUGAUCAAGCCCGUUGACAAUCUGCCUUACCUUGAGAACAAAGCUGACUGCAUUCGUAACUCAAUCAAGGCCGAUCCGGCUUUGCUGAAGGAGACUGUAGUGCUUAAGCUGAACGGCGGCUUGGGUACCAGCAUGGGCUUGGACAAAGCUAAAUCUUUGUUAAUUGUGAAGGGUGAUGACACAUUUUUGGACAUUAUGGCGAAGCAGGUGACGGAAUUGCGCGCUACGCACAAGUCUCACGUGCGGUUUGUGUUAAUGAACAGUUUUAGCACUAGCGCGGACACCCUCGAGUACUUGCAGAAGUACCCAGAACUCGUCGAAGACGAGACUCUUGAGCUUCUACAGAACAAGGUGCCCAAAGUGAAUGCAGCUACUAUGGAACCCGCUGUAUACCCACUAAAUCCCUCCAAAGAGUGGUGCCCACCUGGACACGGUGAUUUGUACGCAGCGCUGGCUGGAUCGGGCAAGCUUGAGAAGCUGCUCGCUGAUGGCGUUAAGUACAUGUUCGUGUCAAACUCUGAUAAUUUAGGCGCGACGCUUGACUUGGACCUCUUAUCGUACUUUGCACAAUCUGACAAACCGUUCCUUAUGGAGUGUUGUGAGCGCACGGAGAACGACAAGAAGGGUGGACACCUUGCUGAGCGUACUGUUGAUGGCCGACUUAUUCUUCGUGAAUCUGCUCAGUGCGCUGAAGAUGAUGAAAAAGAGUUUCAGAACAUUGAAAAGCACCGUUAUUUUAACACAAAUAAUCUUUGGAUUCGUCUGGAUAAGCUUCAAGAAGAAUUGAUGAAGCAAGGAGGCGUUAUCCGUCUGCCCAUGAUCAAAAACUCAAAGACUGUGGACCCCAAGGAUUCGAGUUCAACCCCUGUCUUUCAAUUAGAGACUGCAAUGGGAGCUGCCAUCGAGUGCUUUGAUGGUGCUGGUGCCGUAUGCGUUCCGCGCACCCGAUUUGCUCCCGUGAAAAAGUGCGAUGACUUGAUAUUGCUGCGAUCGGAUGCAUAUGUAAUCACUGAGGACUACCGUCCUAUAAUUGCCCCCGAACGCGAGGGUGUGGCUCCUAUUGUGUCUCUGGACUCUAAAAAUUUUAAGUUAGUGCAGCAACUCGAGGCUGCGGUGCGCGGCAACGUGCCAUCGCUGAUCAAGUGCGACCGUUUGAAGGUUACUGGAGAUGUUGGUUUCGCUCCUGGUGUUGUUUUUGAGGGCACUGUCGAAGUCAUAAACAAAAGCCUUGAACAGAAAACUGUGCUUUCUGGCACCUACAAAGACACGACUGUGGACCUUUCAGAGCAGAAGGGCCUGGGCAAGCUGAAAGUGUCGAUCGUGAAGACGACCCCUUUCAAUGACCAAAAGCCAGGUACCUCAGGUCUACGUAAGAAGACUAAGACGUUUAUGAGCGAUAACUACCUGCAAAAUUUUGUGGCUUCGGUAUUCGACGCUCUUCCGGCCAAGGAUCUCAAUGGCGGCACUUUAGUUGUAUCGGGGGAUGGCCGCUAUUUUAACAAAGAGGCCAUUCAAAUCAUUUCUAAAAUGGCUGUGGCUUACGGUGUCGACCGCCUUUGGAUUGGCAAGGAUGGUCUGCUGAGCACCCCUUGCGUUUCUGCUGUUGUGCGUGAGCGUGAGGGUGGAAGUGUUGCUUUUGGUGCAUUCAUUUUGUCGGCAAGUCACAACCCUGGCGGUCUGGAUGAGGACUUUGGCAUUAAGUACAACUGUGAAAACGGCGGCCCCGCACCCGAGAAGGUGACGAAUGAGGUCUUCGCUUUGUCAAAAGUGAUUACGUCUUACAAGAUUGCUGCUGACUUUCCGACGAUUGAUCUAGGUACAGUUGGAACGACCAUCGUCGAUGCUGACGAUGGCAGCCGAUCAAUUACGGUUGAGGUAUUUGAUUCGGCUGAACACCAUGUGAGCUUGCUGAAGCAAAUCUUUGACUUCCAUGCUAUCAAAAAGCUCGUUUCUCGCCCAGACUUUACGUUCGUCGUAGACUCUAUGUCGGGUGUAAACGGCCCGUACGCUCGACGCGUGUUCGUGGAGGAUUUGGGAUGCAACGAGUCAUGUUUACUCAAUUCCACUCCCUUGGAGGACUUUGGAGGUUGCCACGCCGACCCUAACCUGACAUAUGCGAAGACACUGAUCAAAAUUAUGGGUGUUGACGCUAAGGGCCUGCCGGUAGCUGACCCAGAACUGUUGCCUCCAUCGUUUGGUGCCGCUUGGGAUGGUGAUGCCGACCGUAACAUGAUUUUAGGCUCGCGUUUUUUUGUUACGCCUUCAGACUCGCUUGCCAUUAUCGCUGCUAAUUGCAAGGUGAUACCGUUUUUUAAGAAUGGUCUGCGUGGUGUAGCCCGUUCAAUGCCUACUAGCGGUGCGGUGGAUCUUGUAGCACAGAAGUUGAAUGUGCCUUUUUUCGAAGUACCCACUGGAUGGAAAUUUUUUGGAAACCUUAUGGACUCGAACGUCGUGUUUGGUAAGGAAGACUACACCCCAUUUAUUUGUGGCGAGGAGAGUUUCGGUACUGGCUCGAAUCACAUUCGCGAGAAGGAUGGUAUGUGGGCUGUCCUCAGCUGGCUAUCGAUUUUGGCUUCGAAGCAGGUGGAGGGUGCUCCAUUGGUGACAGUAGAGGACAUUGUUCGCGACCACUGGAAGAAAUAUGGCCGCAAUUACUACUGCCGUUACGACUAUGAAAAUGUGGAUAAGGCCGCUGCCGACGGCAUGUUUGCUGAAAUGACAAAGUUCGACGGCGUCGUUGGCAAAGAGAUCAAUGGCUUUAAGGUUGAAAAGGCUGAUGAGUUUGAGUAUGUUGAUCCCGUGGAUGGCAGUGUCUCUUCGCACCAGGGCAUUCGUUUCUUGUUUGAGGGUGGCUCGCGUGUAGUUUUCCGGCUGUCAGGCACGGGUGUUGCUGGCGCAACCAUUCGAAUGUACGUCGAAAAGUAUGAGGAGCCCACGGGUAAUCUGGAGCAGAACGCCGCUGUGGCGCUGGAAAAGUUGAUUGAGGUGGGCUUAAAGUUGUCGGAUCUGGAAAAGAAAACUGGCCGCAAAGUUCCUACGGUAAUCACUUAA